Monoraphidium neglectum is the source of this 2223-nucleotide messenger RNA. RefSeq lists its product as hypothetical. Lineage: Eukaryota; Viridiplantae; Chlorophyta; Chlorophyceae; Sphaeropleales; Selenastraceae. Bases 1 to 2223 code for a protein of 740 amino acids. Gene Ontology annotation, biological process: monoatomic ion transport. The record is from RefSeq and is a predicted model, not a curated record. The transcript is spliced from 16 exons.
AUGCUGUCGGGCAGCGUCGUGGCAGAGAUCCAGACAAAGAACAGCCUGCCCCUGCUGCACUACAGCUGCAGCCCCCGCGUCGUAGCGCUGCCCACGGGGCAGCUCAACGCGCGCAGGCUCUCCAAGAUGGUGAAGCGCCCCUUCAUCUCCUGGGUCUCCCAGCGGAUGUUCAACUUUGAAAACCAGAGCACCAACUACGUCCAGUCAUUUCCAUCCCUGGUCGGCUGCAGGUUUGGUGAGCUGGCUUACCGCUUCCCGGACGGCUCGGUCUAUGGCGUUGCGCAGAUCGACAGGGGCGUGGUGGAGCUGAACCCUCCCAUUGAUUACGUGAUCAGGGAGGCGGACCAACUGGUCAUCUGCCGCCCCACAAACGUGGCUGUCGACGAAUACAAGCCCCUGCCCACCACCCUCUCCAUACGCGAGCUCGAGGAGCUGGCCGGCCCCGCCAGCGGCGCGGCGCGGCGCCAGCAGCGCGGCGGGCUUGGCGGCGUGCUCGACGCCUGGCGGCUGCAUCGGGAUGGGCAGCACGGGCCCGGGGCGCCCGGCAGCGGCGGCGGCGACGUCGGUGGCGGCAGCGGCGGCAGCGGCAGCAGCGGCAGCUCGAGGGACGACGGGGCGGGGUUUGACCUGCGGGGCGACGGGCGCGGCGGCGCAGGCGGCCAGCAGGGCAGGGCGGAGACGCCGGCGCUGCUGUGGCCAACAAUGCUGGAUGGCUCGGGGCAGUCCCAAGACGCCGGCUUUGACAACGGCGGAGCUCACCCGCAGGCUCAACGCAUCGGCGGCGCCUCGACGCUGGCCGGCUUCGGGCCCCUGGCGGUGCCCCCGGCGGCCGCGGCUGCGGGCGGCGGCGCGCCCGGCCAGCCGUCCGCGCUGCGGCGGGUGGCGCUAGAUUCCCUUGACCUCCCACACCAAGAUAUGUACCCGCUGCCCUCGUUCCUGGGGAGCAACGGCGCGACGCCAGCGGCCGGCGCCGCAGGUGCUGGCGCUUUGCCCCAGUGGGCGGCGGCGGGCGGCCCCGGCGCGGCGGCGGCGGCGGCGGCGGGCUCGGACGGCAGCUUCGACGCGGGCGACGCGGCGGCCGGGGGCCGGGGUGCUGGGGCGGAUGAGCGGGCGGGGCUGCUGGGGGGUUGGGGGCGGCGGCUGGUGCCGGCGGCGUUUGAUGCUGGGGGCGCUGUGCGCAGCUCGGUGGCCUUCAUCCCUACGGAGUAUGUGGAGCACGACGACCAGCCAGAGAAGGUGCUGGUCGCCGGCUGGGCUGGCCUGGGCUACAUGGCCGACAUACUGCAGGAGCUGGACUCUGGCACGGCGUGCCUGCCGCAGGGCAGCGAGGUGGUGUUUGUGAACGACCACAUCCGCAGCGCCACGCUCGGGCAGGCAGUGCUGGGCAUGAACCUGCAGAAUGUCAAGGUGUCUCAUGUCAAGAUGGACCCGCUGCAGCGCAACCAGGUGGCCCGGCUGGACCUCUCCUCCUUCAAAUGCGCCAUUGUGCUCUGCGACGAGCACUGGGUUGACCCAGAUCAUGACGAGUCAAAUGGAAUCGAGUCCACUGAUGAGCCCUCCAUGCUGAGGCUGGACGCACUCAUGAUGACGGUGCAGCUCAAUAUCCGCAAGACCCUGGCGGACGACGGCCUCCCGCCCAUCAACAUCAUCUGCCAAAAGGUCGCGUCCGCUGGGCUGACGCGCUUCGAGGACCGCCACCGCCUGCCCCUGGGCAUCAGCGUGAACUUCACUUCUUUCGCGGCCAAGAUGAUGGCGGUGGUGGCCUACAACCCCAUCGGCCUGCUGGUGUACGCGCAGCUGGGGGAGGCGGCGGACCUCACAUUUGUGGACGCGCAAGAGUACGCGGACGAGGGAGAGUCUCUGUCUUAUUGGGAGCUCAUAACACGCGCGCAGCUGCAGGGUGACCUGCUGAUGGGAUGGUACCGCCUUCCUGACAUCAUCACAGAGCCGAUCGAGUCGGUAUUCAACCCCCAGGGCUUGGACGUGCGCGGCCGCAAGCGCAUCUGGAAUGACGGCGACGGCCGCCUCAAGUUCAUCAUUUUCCGCCAAAAAGAACUUCUGACGCCGGCGGAGGCGGCCGCGGCCGCGUUUGGAGACGUGAUCGGCGACGACAAAUUGCCAGAGGCGCAGCAGCGCCGCCGCUUGCCCUCCACGCGCGGCGCAGCGGCGGCGGUGCAGCAGCAGAUUGGCGGCCUGGGUGGGGCGUUCACGCGGGUACGGUGA